Messenger RNA from Diachasma alloeum, 2496 nucleotides. RefSeq names its product Golgi to ER traffic protein 4 homolog. Gene Ontology annotation, molecular function: protein binding. Gene Ontology annotation, cellular component: cytosol; BAT3 complex. The record is from RefSeq and is a predicted model, not a curated record. NCBI's taxonomy places the organism in Eukaryota, Metazoa, Arthropoda, Insecta, Hymenoptera, Braconidae. The transcript has 6 exons. Bases 211 to 1188 code for a protein of 325 amino acids. Gene Ontology annotation, biological process: protein insertion into ER membrane.
GUGGUAAAAAUAAAAGUAGAAAUCAAAUAAAUAGUGACCAAAUUGUAUUUAUGUCCAAUAGAAAUUUUAAUGAAUCACUGUCCAAUAAAAAAUCAACAGCGUGCAAUAGUAAUUGAUCAUCGUGGACACGGAAAAGUGGCUCGGUGAUCCCUUAGUCAAUUAUUAUUUAAACCAUAUUUGAGUUUUUGGGUGGAUUAUUUAUAUGAUAAUAUGGCAUCGCGAGUUAAUCAGGGUAUACAGAGAGUUCUGGAUAACUUAGAGGCUUCUGUUAAUUCUGGAAAUUACUAUGAGGCACAUCAGCUAUACAGAUCACUAUACUUUAGGUACCUCGGUCGGAAAAGGUAUGCAGAUUUACUUGAAUUACUGUAUAAUGGUGCCAUGCUACUUCUGCAACGUGAUCAGCACGCGAGUGGUGCUGACUUAGGAAUUUUGUUCAUCGAUGUGUUGAAUAGAUCCCAGACAGAACGUACCAAAGUUUACUUCGAGAAGAUAACGAAUUUGUUCAGUAUUAUGAAGCAGGGAACACCUGAGAGAGAGACCUUCCUCCAUAAUGCACUUGGGUGGAGUUUGAAGCAUACGAGUUACAAGUGGGGACAUCCUGACCUUCAUAAGCUUAUUGCCGAGGUAUUUUGGCAAGAAAAGAAUUAUACAUUGGCUAAGCAGCACUUUAUCUAUAGUCAUGAUGGCGCCGGAUGUGCAGCAAUGCUCGUAGAGAUUCAUCAACAACGUGGGUACUCGAACGAGGUUGAUCUUUUCAUAGCCCAAGUUGUUUUACAGUACCUUUGUCUACGCAAUGCAUCAGCAGCACAGGAGGCCCUGGAUUCUUACACGUCCAGGCAUCCAAAAAUAAAUAAUGGACCCCCUUACCUCCUACCAUUACUCAACUUCUUGUCGUUUCUGUUAAAGACAAUUCAACUUUGCUCACACGAAAUGUUCCUCAUACUCUGUGAGCAGUACCACUUGAGUCUCAACAGAGACCCAAGUUAUCGUAUAUACCUUGAGAAAAUAGCCCAGCUAUUUUUUAAUGCCCCAGCGCCACGUCCCAAACGUCAAGGUCUCUUCGGUAAUCUGCUCGAGUCACUGUUCGUUGGUCUCGAGGAUGAGGACUCCGACAUGGAGGAGCAGGCCACAAGACAGAGUAGUGCUAGUGGUGCAUCCACCUCGCAAGCUCCCCAAGAACUUGACUGAUUAUCGAGGCCACUGAAAAUGUAUGAUAAUGUAGUAGAGCAGAUAUUUACAAUUUCGUUUACAUUUCUUUCUUUCGCAUAGACAAGUUUUCACACUCGGUUAGUGCACCCAUUGAUUCAUGAGGAUGAGUUUUAGACCCUGAAGAAAAAUAGAAAAUCGUUAGCUCUUCCUUUUUGAACGAGAAGUGCAAGGAUUAUGAUUGACGAUGAAUGUGAGCAACAUAACAGCGAAAUUUGGUGUAAAUUAUUUUUACUAUUUUUAUCCAUCUUCUAAAAUUAACUUCUUACAGCUAUUGACGCGCUGAAUAAAAAGCAGUAAAUGGAAAUUUGAAUUUCUAUUGGAGAACUCAAGAGAAUAAUCCUGUCAGAUUUCUUAUGGAAUGAUUGUGACAAAUGCAGACUUCCUGCAGAAUUUCUUUCAACAAGAUUUCGAAUUUCCUGCGCACUGAGAGAAAAAAAAUAUUUUCCUAAACAAGUCUUGUUUGAACCAAAAAAAUCUGUAGUUGAAAAUUUUAAAAUAUAAAAUCUACUGCUGACCAUCUCAGGAUUGUACUGAGAUGGAAAAUUUUUGUUGGAAAAAUAGUUUUAGUAAUUAAAAAAAAAAUUCUCAGAGAAAGCGUUAGAUUUUCCUGUUCAAUUUUUUGUAUCCGUGCUUGUAUGACCGUGGAUGGCUGUUAGUUGUUAAUUUUCGAUUAUUUGAAGGAGAUAACAGAACAUUUGCUGCCGAAAAUUAUCCAUAUUUUUCGAAAUUCAAAAAAGCUCAUCAAUCUUCAAGAUCAUCAGAUGAAGAUCGAUGUGCUUUGAUGUCGAAAAAUAUUAAUAACUUUGAGCAGGAAAUUUGUUCGAAAAUUUCGAAGAAACGGUGGUAUUCCGUUACACCUUAAGGGUUGAAGACAAUGCAUCACAUUUCAACUCCUCGAUGCCUUUACGUUCUCAUCUAGUCUUGAGGUAAAUUCAAGACUUAGUGGUUACCCCUGGGUAUCGACAAUUUAUCUAUUGACAUUGAUCUAUCAUCUAAUUAUUUAUUGAUUCCUUUUGUUUUUUACUGUACGAUAUCUUUCUGUUGAAUCAUGGGGAAAAGGUAAUGAUAAUACAUGAUAAAAGAACACGAAUGAAAAAAUUUAAUAGAAAAAACUAGCGAAUUUGCUGGACAAUUCUAUUGUAUUUCUACUGAACUUUCUAUUAGUUUGUGGCCAAUUCUAUUGAAACGUUGAAUAGAAAGUAGUCAAUAGAAGCAGUCAAUAAAAUUUUAUUUUUCUAUGCAACUUAUUCUAUUCAGAUAUUUUCUAUGAAAUUUCCUCGACUCAAA